AUGGACAAGAGUGAUAUCUCCCACGUUGAAAUCGCUCAGGACCCACCUCCUAGACGAAAUGGACUCCACGUUGAGCUUUUCAAAGAUGGUGAAGUCGUUUUGAUUCCAACUCCAUCUGCAGAUCCCAGGGAUCCCUUGAACCUCCCAGCAUGGCGGAAAUGGAUACUCCUGAUUCUUGUAUCCGCAUACAGCUGUACAGCCGUUGUCCUGGCUUCUGGAAUGGGAUCCAUUUUCUCGGUUGUUGAGGCUUCCUACCCUGGUCAAGAAACAAAGGCCAAUGAUUUAAUGACCUACCCGACCUUGUUCAUGGGUAUUGGAAAUCUGAUUUCGAUGCCUUUGGCGUUCACAAUUGGUCGUCGUCCGGUUUUCCUUGCCUCGAUGCUCCUUCUUAUCGCAGCGGCGGUAUGGUGUCAGUGCUCGACUAGUCUGGAUAGUCACAUUGCAGGACGAAAUAUCAUGAGUCUUGCAGCCGGACAAAGCGAGGCACUUUCCCCGAUGAUUGUACAAGAGAUUCAUUUCUUGCAUGAGCGUGGUCGGAAGAUUGCUUGGUUUAUUUUCAUCCAGAAUAUUGCUUCUGGUGUCUUCUUCGUGAUCUCGACAUAUAUGGUCUCUGCCUGGGGAUGGAGAUGGUGGUACGGGUUCUUCAGCGUUAUGAACGCAGUGAUAUUCCUCUUAUCGAUUGUCUUCGUUACGGAAUCUCAAUACGAAAGAACCGAAGAAGCAAUGCGCGGUGAGCCCUUGGCAACGAAGACAGUUGAAAAUGAAGUUCCCGACGCCGCAGUUGAAUACGAACCCCGUCGCUGGAAAGACGAUCUCAAGCCUAUGAUCAUCAAACCGCGAUGGCACGAAAUCCCCACAUUCUACAAACACAUCUUCCAAGGCCUGUUCAUUCCAACAACACUGUGGCUCCUUCUUUUGAACGGUGCAAAUCUUGGAACAUACGUCAUCGAAGCCUCUACCUUCUCCAGUGUCCUAAUGGCACCACCGUAUAACUUCAGUUUCGACGCAUUAGGUUACGUCCAAGCAGGGCAAAUCGUCGAUUGUCUUGUCUUCCUUCCACUACUAGGGUAUGGAAGUGACCUCGUCAUUCGAGAACUGAGUUGUCGGAAUAACGGACUGUAUAAACCCGAAUACAGACUCCCCGUUAUCGCCAUCCCAGCUAUUGUUGGUGUAGUAUGUGGGAUCAUAUAUGGACAAGCGGCCCAAAAUCCCGAGAAAUGGAGUGUUGCAUCCAUUGUGAUUGGGUACAAUGCAAGCUACUUUGCAUUCCUUGGUGCUAAUAUCGUUGGUAUCACGUACGCAGUUGAUAGCUUUCCUUUCCAUGCGGCACCUUUCUUGGUGGUUAUUUGUGCGGGGAGAGGAUUUAUCUCUUUCGGUUUGAGUUACGCUACACUCCCAGCUGUUAAUACGCUGGGUUAUGCGAAGACUAUGAUUGUUGAGGAGGUUAUUUGUGCGGCUUUCGCGCUCUUUGCGAUUCCGAUGUUUUUCUUAGGACCGAGAAUGCGGGCCUAUGUUCAGCGGUGGUGUGGUGUUGAGAAGGCCGAUUGA
This is a messenger RNA of Penicillium malachiteum, 1548 nucleotides long. RefSeq lists its product as uncharacterized. Lineage: Eukaryota; Fungi; Ascomycota; Eurotiomycetes; Eurotiales; Aspergillaceae. Gene Ontology annotation, biological process: transmembrane transport. The record is from RefSeq and is a predicted model, not a curated record. Bases 1 to 1548 code for a protein of 515 amino acids. Gene Ontology annotation, molecular function: transmembrane transporter activity. The transcript has 2 exons.